Molecule: messenger RNA, 1019 nt
Organism: Carcharodon carcharias (great white shark)
Lineage: Eukaryota; Metazoa; Chordata; Chondrichthyes; Lamniformes; Lamnidae
Gene: sycp3
Product: synaptonemal complex protein 3
Exons: 9
Coding region: 85-810 (241 amino acids)
Biological process (GO): spermatid development; meiotic cell cycle
Cellular component (GO): synaptonemal complex
Source: RefSeq, a predicted model, not a curated record
CAGCCAGUCAUUCUUACCUCACCCUUUGAGUUCAGCUCUUUCCUCCCUGUUUGGACCAAGAAUGUAAUGAGGUUUGACUGAAAUAUGGCUAAUAAAGGACGAAGAAAUCCUAUUAAAAACCAGAAAGAGAAAGCAACCUAUGAUUCAUUGUAUGAAUUCAAUGAAGACAAUGCAAAAAAGUUGGGGAGCAGCUAUGAGACCGAACAGCUAGAGGAGGGCACGAUGCAACUUGGAAGGAAACGGUCGGCACCCAGUGCAGUGACUGAUCAGGAAGAGGAAAUGGAUGACAUAAAUGUUGGUGGUGAUGUGGCCACCAUGCUUGAACGGUUUGGAGCUGAUAUUAAUAAGGCUAUCUUGGCUAAGAAGAAACGAUUGGAGGUGUACACCAAAUCUUCGUUAAAGACCAGCAACCAAAAGAUAGAGCAAGUGUGGAAAGUGCAACAAGAAGAAAGGCAAAAGCUGACUGAUGAUUACUGUAAGCAGUUUACUGGAAUCUUCCAGCAAUGGGAGAAAGAUAUUCAAAAGGCCAAGGACCAAGAAGAGAAAAUAGAAAACCUGUUUAGGCAACAACAGAAGCUUUUCCAGCAGAUGAGAGUGGUCCAGGGACAAAGGCUGAAGAGCAUCAAGCAGCUGUUUGAACAGUUUCUGAAGAAUUUAGAGGAACUGGAGAAGAAUCACACAGAGCAACAGUCAGCUGUACAGAGUGAGCUUCGUAAGGAGAUGGCCCUCUUUCAGAAAAGGAUCUUAAUGGAUACUCAACAGCAGGAAAUGGCCUCAGUGCGGAAGUCCCUACAAUCCAUGCUUAUGUGAUGUCAUUCAGUGGAUACAACCUUCCACGCUGCAUGGAAGCCAUUCAACUAAAACAACCGAUUGCGUUCAGCAGUAACUGAGUUUAUAGUUGCGAUUUUAAAAUGGUUAGUUUUAAAACUGCUUUCAUGUUAUUGUAUCAAAGAUUUAGCUUUUCAGUGCUUGCCCAUUGUGUUGGUGAAAUUGUUAACCAGAAUAAAACAAACUCAAUU